Phacochoerus africanus (Common warthog) is the source of this 1015-nucleotide messenger RNA. RefSeq names its product cytochrome b-c1 complex subunit Rieske, mitochondrial-like. Gene Ontology annotation, molecular function: 2 iron, 2 sulfur cluster binding; quinol-cytochrome-c reductase activity. Gene Ontology annotation, biological process: mitochondrial electron transport, ubiquinol to cytochrome c. Gene Ontology annotation, cellular component: membrane. NCBI's taxonomy places the organism in Eukaryota, Metazoa, Chordata, Mammalia, Artiodactyla, Suidae. The transcript is spliced from 3 exons. The record is from RefSeq and is a predicted model, not a curated record. The coding region runs from base 1 to 1008 and encodes 335 amino acids.
AUGGGGAUAGUAACCAAGAUCUGGUUCCUGGAGAAUUCCCAGUGUAAUAUUAAUACAUAUUACAAAACAUGUGGAGGACAUGAUUCAUUUGGAAGUGAAGUCCAAACAGACAGCAGCAGACUUUCUGGGAAGCAGAAGCAGAGAUCAGUUCUUGAGGUGUCUGCAUUUAUGGGGCAAGUUGCCAAAGAAAAUUUAGGUGCCUGCUCCGGCCCUUUUGCGCCGGUGUUGUCGGCCACUUCUCGCGGGGUGGCGGGUGCGCUGCGGCCUCUGGUGCAGGCCGCGCUGCCCGCCACCCCGGAGUCACCAGUGCUAGACGCAAAGAGGUCCUUCCUGUGCAGAGAGUCGCUGAGUGGCCAGGCCGCGGUCGGGCCUUUGGUUGCCUCCGUAGGCCUCAAUGUUCCUGCUUCUGUUCGUUAUUCGCACACAGAUAUCAGAGUGCCUGACUUCUCUGACUGUCGUCGCGCUGAAGUGUUAGAUAGUACAAAGUCCUCAAAAGAGAGCAGUGAUGCUAGAAAAGGUUUCUCCUAUUUAAUAACUGCAACAACUACUGUGGGUGUUGCAUAUGCUGCCAAGAAUGUCGUCUCCCAGUUUGUUUCCAGCAUGAGUGCUUCUGCUGAUGUGUUGGCCAUGUCAAAAAUUGAAAUCAAGUUAUCUGAUAUUCCAGAGGGCAAGAACAUGGCUUUCAAAUGGAGAGGCAAAUCUCUGUUUGUGCAUCACAGAACCAAGAGGGAAAUUGAUCAGGAGGCUGCAGUUGAAGUGUCCCAGUUGAGGGACCCACAGCAUGAUUUAGAACGAGUUAAGAAACCUGAAUGGGUUUUCUUGAUAGGUGUUUGUACUCAUCUUGGUUGUGUGCCCAUUGCAAAUGCAGGAGAUUUUGGUGGUUAUUACUGCCCCUGCCAUGGGUCAUACUAUGAUGCAUCUGGCAGGAUCAGGAAGGGGCCUGCACCUCUCAACCUUGAAGUACCCACAUAUGAGUUCACCAGUGAUGAUUUAGUAAUUGUUGGUUAGAGACCUG